Molecule: messenger RNA, 501 nt
Organism: Trichoderma harzianum CBS 226.95
Lineage: Eukaryota; Fungi; Ascomycota; Sordariomycetes; Hypocreales; Hypocreaceae
Exons: 3
Coding region: 1-501 (166 amino acids)
Biological process (GO): mitochondrial electron transport, cytochrome c to oxygen
Source: RefSeq, a predicted model, not a curated record
AUGCUGCGCUCUAUGGUUCUACGAGGCAAUGCCUUGACGCAGACCACCCGACUGGCUGCGUCCAGGGCCAUGUCGAGCCAGGCGCUCUCCAACCCGACCCUGUCCAACAUCGAAAAACGCUGGGAGGGAAUGCCUCUCCAGGAGCAGGCCGACCUGUGGAUGGCCCUGCGUGACCGCAUGAAGGGCAGCUGGAACGACCUGACCCUGCAGGAGAAGAAGGCCGCUUACUGGAUCGCCUUCGGCCCUCACGGCCCCCGCACCGUUGACGCUCCCGGAGCCGGUGCCCGUGUUGCCUGGGGAGUUGCCGUUGGCCUUGCCGCCUCUCUCGCUCUCUUCGCUGCCAUCCGAGUUGCCGCCAAGCCUGCGCCUUACACCAUGAACAAGGAGUACCAGGAGGCCUCUAACGAGCUGCUCAAGGCUCAAGGUGCUGAUCCCCUCACUGGUAUCUCUUCUCCCGGCUAUACUGGCAAGGGUGUUGUUCAGUCCCCUCCCAAAAACUAA